Messenger RNA from Neopelma chrysocephalum (saffron-crested tyrant-manakin), 648 nucleotides. Its product is annotated as chondroitin sulfate proteoglycan 5-like. Gene Ontology annotation, biological process: nervous system development. The record is from RefSeq and is a predicted model, not a curated record. NCBI's taxonomy places the organism in Eukaryota, Metazoa, Chordata, Aves, Passeriformes, Pipridae. The annotation marks the transcript as partial. The transcript is spliced from 2 exons.
GCGGCCACGCCCUGGGCCCUCCACGAGCUCUACGACGACUUCACGCCCUUCGACGACGCCGAUUUCUACCCCACCACCUCCUUCUACGCCGACGGGGACGACGAGGACGAGCUGGAGGACGAGGAGGAAGAGGAGGAGGAGGAAGACAGGGAGCUGGAGGAUGAGAACGGCUACCGGCCGCCCGCCUCGGCCGUGCCCGGCGCCGCCCCGGCCCCGCAGGACCCCCGGCCCACCGGGCGCCGGGACGCGGCCCCGCUGCCGUCGGGCGUGGCCGGGGGCAGCCCCACGGCCUGGCCACGGCCCGGGGAGCGGGGCCAGCCCGACAACGGCUCCGAGUGCCGGAGCGGGUACGUGCGGCACAACAGCUCCUGCCGCUCCCUCUGCGACCUCGUGCCCAGCUACUGCCACAACGGCGGCCAGUGCUACCUGGUGGAGAGCCACGGGGCCUUCUGCCGGUGCAACACGCAGGACUACACGUGGCACAAGGGCACGCGCUGCGAGUCCAUCGUCACCGACUUCCAGGUGAUGUGCGUGGCCGUGGGCUCGGCCGCGCUCGUGGUGCUGCUGCUCUUCAUGCUCACCGUGUUCUUCGCCAAGAAGCUCUACCUGCUCAAGACGGAGAACAGCAAACUGCGCAAGACCAAGUGA